This is a messenger RNA of Arachis stenosperma, 2006 nucleotides long. Its product is annotated as probable glutamate carboxypeptidase LAMP1. NCBI's taxonomy places the organism in Eukaryota, Viridiplantae, Streptophyta, Magnoliopsida, Fabales, Fabaceae. The transcript has 9 exons. Bases 1277 to 1681 code for a protein of 134 amino acids. Gene Ontology annotation, molecular function: carboxypeptidase activity. The record is from RefSeq and is a predicted model, not a curated record.
ACAAGUGAAGAGCUUCUUCCUCUCUCCGUCCACGCUCUCUCACCGUCCACGAGCUUCUUUCACCGCUGCCGCCGCCGCUCGCGUCGCACAAUAAUCUCAUCACUGACCUCAGCAACGGCCAUUCGCUGGUUAUCCUCAUCCACUGGUUUUCAUCCUUCAAGGAAGAUUUCUGCCUCUGGUGGUCGCGGAGGUAGUCACGUCGUCGUCGUUCUCACCGCUCGGGGCCCAUCCGCCUCCUUCAUGCACGGUGUCAUCUCCCUCCAACUUUGCGACGGCGCCGCUGGCUGUCGCGCAGCCAACCACAGCCUUUGUAAACAAGUAAGGUGGCUUUGGCGGUGGGCAAUUCAACCCCUCCGCUGCUACUCUGCCGCCCUGGAUGGAAACUUCCUCCUCAGCUCGGCCCGAGCCGUUUCCUCCAAAUGCGCCAAAUGUAGAUCCAGGUGUUCUUCUCUUGUGUGUUCUGGAAUGAGAGAUAAUUUUGAUUGCAGUUUUGGAAUUGAAUUUUGGAAUCCUGCUCGAACUGAAAUUGCUCUUGAUUAUACUGGUUGAAAUUCAAAAUUGAAAGCUAAUUCUUCUUCUUCAGCCAAAUCUGUUGCUUCUUCUUCGUUUUCUGCAUAAAUAGACAAAGACGAAUGCUGAAUUAUUGCUCGAUCUGCCAGCUCUGUUGAUUUUGUUUGUUGUUGAGGUUAAAAUGUAAAAUUAAAAUCUGAUGAGUCUCCUUCUUCUCCUUUGAUGUGAACUUCUUCUCUUUGCUGAAUUGUUGCUGAGUAGUGAAAAUUCUGCAUUUGAUUUGGCCUGAAUCUGAAAAAUUGAAGGCUCUUGGAGUCGUUAAUGAUCGUUGAUUUGGUUGUGGUUACUGUUCUAAGGUCGUAUAAUGAGACUGCAUUUUUGGUUACUCAAAAUUAUCCUGUCACCAUCUUCAAUUAAGCUCUGUCAUAUAAGCUCUGGCCCUGUUAUUGUUUCUAGACUAGUAUGAUUUUUCCUUGAAUUCAUGAAAUAGGUUUGGGAAGGAGAAGGAGUCAUAACUUAUGGCGGAAAACUAAUUGGAGCCACUCCGUAGAAAUCUGCACUUGGAGCUAUUGUUAAAUAUUGGCUCUUAUUUAGGUCACAGACCCAGAUAACUCAUCACAGAGCCUUUAUGAAACUUGGACUAGUUCUAGCACCUCUCCUUUGAUUGGAAGAUUAGGUGGUGGAGGAUCAGAUUAUAAACCUUUUGUGCAGCAUGUGAAAAUUCCAUCAAUUGAUAUAGCCUUUGGAGGAGAAAUUUGGAGAUCUUAUGUUUCAUAGGCAUGUUGCAGCUGCAAGUGUUUGGGGUCUAGUAGCAUUAUGGCUAGCAGACGAGGAGUUCUUACCUAUUGAUAAUCCUUUUGAUUAUCAAUCCUAUGCUAAGGAGCUCCCGCUUAAUGUGAAGAACUUGGAAGAUGAGAUUUCAAAUAAAGGCAUGAAUUUGUCUCCUAUAUUGAAGUCAAUCAAGGAGCUUGAGACAGCAGCAAUCAAGAUAAAUGACCAGAGAAAGGAAAUAGAAGCAAGUAAAGGUUGGAGAACAUGGAAAGAAUACCAAAUGAAAGUGAGAGAUGUGAAUGAUAGACUUAUGAUGGAUGAACGUGCAUUCACUGACAGAGAUGGCCUCUUAGGAAUGACAUGGCAUAAGCAUUUGGGUUCUAACUUCUUAGAAAGAUGAAAUUGAAGAAACCAAGCAUGCAAAGCAGAGAAGAAACAUCAAACAUGGCUACUACUGUUGGAAUCACAGAAUUUAUUGGAGCAGAGAUGAUUGAGAAGGCAAUUUCUUAGUAGAUGAAGCUAUUUUGUCCAAGCUAAAAUAAAUGAAGCUUUUCAAGGAAGGUUCCAAGCUAUUUUGUCCAAGCCGUUACUUGAAACUGAGAUUUAUUAUGUUCAAUCUUGCGAAGGAGAUUGCUUCCAAAGUUGUAAUGUUCCUUCCAAGAAAUGUAGAUCUCAAUCAAUUGGCAGAGUUAUCUCUAUCUGCCAGUCCACCAUGGUCACUAGAG